Molecule: messenger RNA, 1725 nt
Organism: Arachis ipaensis
Lineage: Eukaryota; Viridiplantae; Streptophyta; Magnoliopsida; Fabales; Fabaceae
Source: RefSeq, a predicted model, not a curated record
AGGCACUGGAGAGGGAGAAAAAGAUUCUUCGGUAAGGAAUAAAAUAGAGAGAUGAAAUAUCCGUCAAGUGGGCGGGUGGGGGGAAGGAGAUACCAUGAAUGAAGUCAGUUUACGGAGAGAUGCAGGGAAUCUGUGACUGUGUAAGCAAACUUGCACGUGACAGGCAGACACCCCACUUGUCACAAUAAUCUAUUCUGCAAGUGGCAUCCCACUUGGCAUCCAUCAUGCUAUCUCUUCUCUCUCUUCCUCUCCAUUUUUCUAAUCCAAUUUAAUUAACUGCCAAACCUGCAAAACCAGCUUGGACCUUGUAAGCUCGAUCCAUAAUCCUAUUUGGCAUUUCAUCAAACAGCUGAGAUGUACCAACCUUCCUCUUCCUCCUCCUCUUCUUCUCAGGCUCACAACUCAACCGUUUCUGAACCCGCUUUGACCCGCUACGGUUCAGCCCCUGGCUCUCUCCUCCGCACAGCCGUCGAUGCCGUCAUAGCCGGAGGGGCCGGAGGCCCCCGACAUCCUCAUCCUCUCAUGCCUACGGGAUCCCACUACUUCUCCGGGGAGUCCUCCGAGUCCACCUCCAAAGUCAACUUGCUCCGCCAGAGGAGCUCCCCCGCCGGCUUCCUCUCCAACCUUGCUGACAAUGCUGGUACCCAAAGGGGUGGUGGAGGGGGAGGUGGAGGUGGGUUCACGAUCACAAGAGGGGGUGGCGGCAGCGGAGGAGGAAACUACGGCUCUAACAGUGGGAGGUUGAAGUCUCAGAUGAGCUUCACCGGGCAAGACUCUCUCUCUCAGAUAUCAGAGGUAAGCGAGAGCGUUGUGGUGGAUGCAUCCACUUCUGAGCGUGCUUAUGCAAUGGACCACUGCUGGGACAACUCUAACUCCAACUCCAGCUCCAUUGUCUUCUCCGCCCCGCCCUCCAAACGCUCCAAAAAUAUUGACGGUGACAUCCUCAAUUGUCUCACUGCCUUGGACUCUCAGUAUAGUCUGCCACAAACUGCUCUUGAAAUGGCAACAAUGGAGAAGCUAAUGCACAUUCCUGAAGACUCUGUCCCUUGUAAAAUCCGUGCUAAGCGAGGCUGUGCCACUCACCCCCGCAGCAUUGCAGAACGGGAGAGAAGAACUAGAAUAAGCGGUAAGCUGAAGAAACUGCAGGAACUUGUACCCAAUAUGGAUAAGCAAACAAGCUAUGCAGACAUGCUAGAUUUGGCAGUUCAACAUAUUAAAGGUCUUCAAACUCAAGUCCAGGACAAUUGCACUUGUGGAUGCAAACCAAGCUCAUAACUUAUAUUGUUCUCCGAGAUUCUAUGGCAACACACAUAGAAGUAAAGGUUUUGAUGGGAUAGAAUGAAACAGAUUUUGUACCUUCCUAAUGAAGUGAAUAAUACAGGAAUAGAAUGAUUGUAGAUUAUCAAUUCUACAGUUGUACAUAGUGUAUGUUUGUAAUCUGUUAGUCUAGGAAACGCUUUUUCUUUUUCCUCAAGAAUUGAGACUUUGAAGCUGACAUUGAAGAUUUCUGUUCUUGUUUGGAUUUUGGCUGAUACACUCGAUGACUAAUUUGUGUGCUAUCGAAACUGGAUUUGAAGCUCGGACGUGAUGAAUUAUAAAGAAUUAUCUGUCCCGCUAUAGUUUCAUUCACUGAUUAGGAACAUAAGUACUUAUCUUUGUAAUCAUAAAUUUAGUCUACUAAUAAUUUUGGGCUUAAAUUUAAAAUCCAUAAGGUAUUUUAUGAUA